Molecule: messenger RNA, 1512 nt
Organism: Penicillium atrosanguineum
Lineage: Eukaryota; Fungi; Ascomycota; Eurotiomycetes; Eurotiales; Aspergillaceae
Product: cytochrome P450
Exons: 5
Coding region: 1-1512 (503 amino acids)
Molecular function (GO): oxidoreductase activity, acting on paired donors, with incorporation or reduction of molecular oxygen; heme binding; iron ion binding
Source: RefSeq, a predicted model, not a curated record
AUGGAGCUUCUCGUUCUUGUUUUAUUAGCUUUGUCUAUCAGCUACCUUGUAUCCACAACACUCUACAAUCUCUUUUUCCACCCGCUGCAUAACUUCCCCGGACCGAAGCUGGCAGCUGCUACACACAUCUAUGAAUUCUAUUUCGACUGUAUCAAGAGCGGGAAGUUCAUAUGGGAGAUUCAAAGAAUGCAUGAGAUCUACGGACCGAUAGUGCGGAUCAAUCCCCGGGAAAUCCACAUCAAAGACCCAUCCUAUUUCGCAGAGAUCUACAGCAACGGAAUCCAGGAAAAAGACCCAUUCAUGAUUAACGUUGCCCCAUCCCCGGGCUCGUCCUUCGCAACAAUAGACCACAACCUCCACCGGUUCCGACGCGCAAUCGUAAAUCCCUUCUUUUCCAAACAGGCCGUUGUCAAAAUGGAGCAUAUCGUGCAAGACAAAGUCGAUAGAGCCGCUAAACGCCUAGAGCAAGCGAAAAACAACGGCACGGUCAUCAAAACCGACGCGCUAUUCUCAGCAUUGACAGGCGACGUUAUUUGCCACUAUACCUAUGGCGAGAGCUCCGGUAUGCUGGAAACGAAAGAUAUGCAAAACGAGUUCCGUGAUGCUGUGACCGGCGCUAGUGUCUUUUGUCAUUUUAUGAGAUUCUUCCCGGUUCUCGUGAGCCUGUUGGAGUCUAUGCCUUGGUUUAUUCUCUGGCUGCAGCCGAUGUAUAAAGGAUACUUUGACAUGGAGCGGAAGAUAAAGGAGCAGAGUGUUAAUGCAUUGCAGAAUGCUGAGAAGGAACAGGGGUCAAGGACUAUCUUUCAUGCUUUGAGUGACCCUUCACUACCGGCCGAAGAGAGAACGCCGAUACGAUUGAAGAACGAGGCUAUGACUAUUGUGGGUGCGGGGACGGAGACUACCGCGAGGGUUUUGACUGUUGGCUCGUUUCAUCUUUAUAGAGAUGGGACUAUGGUGCGGCGUCUGCGGGAUGAGCUGAGGACGGUGAUGCCGGAUCCGACUAGUAAGGCAUCCUGGGGCCAGUUGGAGAAAUUGCCAUAUUUGACCGCUGUUAUCAGCGAAUCACUACGGCUAGCACACUCCACUACCCUUCGGUUUCCGCGCGUGGCUCCAAAUAAGACUCGGAUGUACAAGAACUACAUCAUUCCGCCCGGAACUCCGGUCAGCCAGUCGAUCUACUUCGUGCAUAUGGAUCCCGAUAUCUUCCCGGAACCAAACACGUUCACCCCCGACCGAUGGUUGGAAGCAUCCCAGAAGGGCGAAAGACUUGAUCGGUUCCUGGUGCCGUUUACGAAAGGUUCUAGAAUGUGUCUAGGCAUGAAGUGGCAUUGUGUUAGUCUCGCCUACGCAGAAUUGUAUCUUAUGUUUGCGACCUUGACUCGACACUUCGAUUUGGAGAUGCGGACUUCUUGGGAAGACAUUCAAAUAUCGCGAGACAUGAUUUUAGGUGUGCCUGAGAAGAAGGAUGUUCUUGAGGUGGAGGCAGUUGUCACGGCAGUUGUCUACGAAUGA